AUGGAGUUUGUCUCGGAGCCCUUCGAGAUCUUCGACUUUGACUUCGCCACUCCACCGCCCGGCGGACGCCGGAAGCGCCUCACGGUCCCAAUGAGUGUGGAGACGGUGGCGCAUGGAGUGGCGUUUUGGUUUGAUGCGCAGCUCUUUGAGGAUGUGCAGCUUUCUAUGGCGCCCUCGGCACCAUCGUGCGAGACGUCGCUACACGGCACUGUCGUGGUGCGGGAGCACUGGCGACAGGCGGUGCUGUGCUUCCGACAGCCGCUGUCACCGACAAGGCCGCUGCCACCAGGCGCCGUGGGCGACGACGGCGCUGUGAGUGAGACGUCGCCUGGAGUUGAGCUGGAACUGCACCACGAUGAUGAUGACAUUUGGGUCACCGUGCCGCGCGGCACGGCGGCUGCGGUGGCGAAGUCAGCAGGGAAGCCACCCAGAUGCAGAUGUGGCCUGCACGUGGCGACCAGCCGCCGUCGCUUGGGCAUGGACCACCGUCGUCAGGCCACACUCCCUGCACCCACCGCGAACGGCAUGCUGGUCUUGGGCGAUGGAGCAGAGCUGCCAGUGCAGUUGGCGCAGCAGGGCUACAACCCCGUGAUUUCUGUCGGACGGGGACUUUUGAACGCCACACUGGUGCAGAAGUUGGCUGAACACCACCAGCUGAAGCUUCGUGUGGCCACACGGAUGGGGCAGCUCGUCCCAGGAGACGAGCUUGGCCAGGUUCCACAGAAGAGGCCUGCAGGUGACGCUCUACAGGAGGCUGACAGUGAGAGCGAGGAGGACUUCCACUGGGUGCACUUGGUGGCCCGUUUGGCCCAGGAGUAUCCUGAAACCCACUGGAGUGUCUUCACAGAGCCCUGGUAUGAAGAGCUCUCCGAGGAUUGGGGUUUUCAGCAUUUCGCCCAAGCCGCACGGGACGCCGAAGCGCUGCGAACAGCUGGGCUCUCUCUCCAUCUCACGGCCUCGCCGCCGCUGCGCUGCGCCGCCUUCCGCAGCGAGAGCCUGGUGAGGCGUUUGCAACCCCUUCCAGAGGAUUGUGCAGCUUGGAGAGGCUUGGACUUGAGGGCUUUGAACCAGCUCCAUGAAGGGCAGCGUUCGGUGGACGUGUGGCACCUGAAAGCGGCGGGCUUGCUGUCCAUGAGCUCGAACUCCUUGGAGCUGGGCGAAGUGGAUUGGUACCUGGACCAGGAGGUUGAAGGCACACUUCAAUGUCAUGAGCGCUUUGAUGGUUUGCUGCUAUGGUUAGAGCCAUGCCAGGGCAGCGACUGCUACGAUGCCCUGGUCUCUGAUGAGCCGCUACGCGUAAGUGACUUAAGGCAUCACCGCUUCGGGGUGCUCGUGGUGCCUCAACAGGCAGAGGUGCCAGCUGGAGAAGUCUUUGUGCACCUCAGGCUUCGUCGCGAUGGAGAUGUUGAAGUGCUUCGGAUCGAGAAGAAAACGCAGCGACGGAUCCAGGGCGCUGCCGGCGCUGCCUAUGAUGCGGCGCACAAGGCGGAGUUCGAUGAGAUCCUCAAGACGGGGACGAGCUUAAAGAGAAUGAAGACGGAAAGCUCCUUCGCCACCGUGGCCAAUUCGCCCAAGUGGAUCAAACUCGAUGGCAUCCAUCAGCGCUACGUCAAGCGGGUGAAGCUGGAGGGGGUGUCCUGGAUCCUGUCGGCCAAAGGUUCACUCUUCGUCGGUGCGGCCAUCGCUGUUCAGUGCAUCGUCAUGGGCUUGGAACUGGAACUGGAGUUGGAGCUGCAACACUCGGAGGGUCCCACGACACUCCGGCAACAAGGUGGCCCAGCCUUCUACACCCUGUUGGUGGUGGACUGUUUGUUGCUGGUGAUUUUUUUAGUGGAGUACAUCUUGAGGAGCAGAGCCUUGAGGUGGAAACACAUUUGUUCUCCUUUGGGCGUCUUAGACUUGAUUCUGCUUCUGGGCGGCUCCGGCUACGUGGGACUGGUCCAGUUUUCGAGCAUUCAGAUCAGUGGAACGAUGCUGGGAGUGGUCCGGGCGGUGCGACUGCUGCGCAUCCUGCGAAUGGUGCAUCUCUUGCAGAUCCUCCCGGCCUUGGCCUUGCUGGUGAAAGGUCUCGUCAGCACGAUUAUCACCAUCAUGGAUGCGAUGAUCCUACUGGGCAUUAUCUCCUAUAUCGGAGCCUUGAUCUGUAGCGAGGUCCUGGGCCGCAAGGAUCCCCAGCUCGGGAACUUCUUCAGCUCGGUCCCUUUGAGCUUCUUGACACACAUCCAGCUGGUCUUAGUGGAGGGUUGGCCCACGAUCUCUGCAGCGAUGCUGAAUGAUUCAAAGUUUUGGGCGGCUUAUUUGGUGGUCUUCAUUUGCUUGAGCAACUUUGCCCUCCUGAACCUGGUCACAGGUGUGGUGUGCGAGCGGGUCAUGGAGCUGGCCCGACAGCUGCCACCCGCCUCGUUCGAAGAGAAGGAGUUCGAGUUCGAGAUGCUGAAACAACAGGUGGCGGAGUUGUACGAAGCGACUCCCAAGAAGAAGUCCAAGUACUUGUCGCAGCAUGAGUAUAUCAGGCUCUUCAAGUCGGUUCUGGCCAAUGAGGUUCUGGAUGACUUAAAGGUGACCCUGCCAUCGCAGAAUGACCUGCUGCAGUGCUUGAUUGAUGAAGAUGCCAAUGGCAAAGUGACUUGUAGCGAGCUUCAAGAAGGUCUCAUGCGCUUGCGCUCCAACCGCUUCGACGAGGUGAGUCGCGCCAUGCAAUGCACGGUGCGGAAGUGCACGAACCGGAGCUUUCGAGAGUUGGGCAGCGCAGAGAGGAAGCUGAAAGCUGCAAUCUGCGAAGUCUUUCAAGCGCGGACUUCGAACCUGCAGGGCCAGUUGAGGAGCACCAUGGAUUCCACCAUGGACCACGCGGAGGAGCAAAUAUCAGAGCUUCGCAGGAAAGAGGUGAGAAAACAAGAGAAGAAUCUGAUGGAAACGACCUAUGCCAUGAAGACCUUGUCCUAUGCCAUUGCGGCCUUGCAGAAAGAAUGCUCGAAUGCAUUUCUACCCAGCAUUGGAGCUUUGAGUGACUACAAAGGAAACACGACUGCUCGAACUGCCUGUUCUACGCAGACCGAGCUCACUGGUUCACCACCCAGCUCGCCUAGACAUCGAGUCGUCUCGCUUCACUUCAACCACCAGCGCUCGGAGACCUCCAAGGGCUCCGACGGCUCGGGAUCCUCGAGCAGUCGAGUCAGCUCACCACAGGGAGACUCGUCGCCCAGAUCUCCGACGAGUGAAGCCUCAGGGAGACUCGGCAGACCCCGCGAGGCGCGCAGAGGCUCCGCACGCAAUGGCUCGGCGCUGGCCGGUUCCGGAGCCGGAGCCGGUUCCGCGAGCGAGGUCCCUUGA
Durusdinium trenchii is the source of this 3333-nucleotide messenger RNA. Lineage: Eukaryota; Dinophyceae; Suessiales; Symbiodiniaceae. The record is from the annotation of a GenBank genome assembly.